AUGAAGGACGGCCAGCAGGAGGAAGAGGAGGAAGAGAAGGAAGAGGAGGAUGGACAUACUGUAACAAAUGCUGACACCACACUGAGCCAGCAUGCCCCAGCCCCUGAGCACCUCCACAGCUCUGUCAGCUCCACUACCAUGUGUAGAUGGACAGUGACCCAGGGUGCAGCAGCAGUUGCCUGGUUGUCCUCCUGCCCCGGCUGCAGACUUGUGUUCCUCUUGUUCUUCCUCCUGCUCAGACCCUCCUCCUCAUCCCCACUCCCGUCCCCAGUGUCCACAGACUCCACAGACAAACAGAAUGCACCUCAUCUGUUUUUCUCACACCUGCCUCCCUCACCCGUCCCACUGCAUGUAUCUUCUGCAAGGUUGCCACGGGCGACCAACGUGUCCUCGGCUACAGUUGUUGGGCGACACGUGCGGAGCAGCUACACACAUUUGCAAGGAGAUGUCCGCAGGCGAAAACUGUUCUCCUACCAAAAAUUCUUCCUUCGCAUUGACAAGAAGGGAAAAGUUAAUGGAACCAAGAUUGAGGAUGAUCCUUACAGUAUUCUUGAGAUCAAGUCUGUGGAUGUUGGAGUGGUUGCCAUCAGAGGUCUCAGCAGCAACUACUAUCUGGCUAUCAGCAAGAAGGGGGAGCUAUACGGAGCAAGUGAGUUUGGUCCGGACUGUCGCCUGAUCGAACGCAUUGAAGAAAACAAAUACAAUACCUACGCUUCAGCUGAAUGGCGGAACAAAAAAAAGCACAUGUUUGUUGGACUUAAUCCCAAUGGCAAGCCAAUGAGAGGAAAGAAGACUCGAAGGAAAAAUACAGCAACGCACUUCCUGCCUAUUAUGGUCCUACCACGGUGA
Boleophthalmus pectinirostris (great blue-spotted mudskipper) is the source of this 849-nucleotide messenger RNA. Its product is annotated as fibroblast growth factor 10-like. Gene Ontology annotation, biological process: cell differentiation; positive chemotaxis; positive regulation of canonical Wnt signaling pathway. The transcript has 4 exons. The record is from RefSeq and is a predicted model, not a curated record. Gene Ontology annotation, cellular component: cytoplasm. NCBI's taxonomy places the organism in Eukaryota, Metazoa, Chordata, Actinopteri, Gobiiformes, Gobiidae. Bases 1 to 849 code for a protein of 282 amino acids. Gene Ontology annotation, molecular function: chemoattractant activity; type 2 fibroblast growth factor receptor binding; growth factor activity.